Molecule: messenger RNA, 6592 nt
Organism: Haemorhous mexicanus (house finch)
Lineage: Eukaryota; Metazoa; Chordata; Aves; Passeriformes; Fringillidae
Gene: ZNF475
Product: zinc finger protein 475
Exons: 4
Coding region: 562-1356 (264 amino acids)
Source: RefSeq, a predicted model, not a curated record
GUGAGCGCCUUCCCGCUUGCGCCGCUUCCCUCCCUGCGCCGAGGGCACGCCGGGUCGCGGGGCCGCAGCACAGAGACCCAGCCUUAGGGGACAUGAGGGGAUUUCGAUCCAAGCGGAGGAUUCUGUAAGAACAAAAGACAAAAGGAUAACACAAAGAAACCCCCUUCUCUAUUGAAGCAGCCAUAAGGUUCAGUGUUCCAGCUUUGAAGUCCCUAAUAUAUUUUGGCUCAUGAAAAUGGAUUAAGAAGAUGUAGAAUCACUCUGAAUACCAGACUUUCCCAAGUUCUUUAUGUGUAGGAGAGAGAGAAGUUUCCUGAAAUGUGAUACUCUUCAUGGAAACAAAUGUCAAGAAAAACAAUGUGAACAAAACUUGCAGUAGUCUGUCAAGUGCUGAAGAAGCCUCUGUUAUUAUCUGUAACACCUUGUCUUUAGAGCAAGUUUCACGAUCUUAUGUGCCAGAUCUUCCCAGAAUUUUUCCCAGAGUAGUACAUCUAGGAAGCUGAAUCCCAGAAAAGGUGACCAGGCACUGCAAUAAUAUCACAACAGUCAAAUUCUUCAGACAUGUCUCAAAUACCCGUCCCAGGAAGACCUCCCUUCAAGAUAUGCUAUAUCUGUGGCAGAGAAUUUGGGUCACAAUCUAUUGCCAUACAUGAACCUCAGUGCCUAGAGAAGUGGCGUAUUGAGAACAAUCAGCUACCAAAGCACCUUAGAAGGCCAGAGCCCAGGAAACCUGAGGUCCUUACUGGUUCUGGUUCCUAUACACUUACAGAUGAAAAUGAAGCAGCUUAUUAUAGUGCUCAAGCCCAGCUGGUGCCCUGUAGAAAGUGUGGCCGAACCUUUUUUCCUGACCGUCUCCCCGUGCACGAAAGGUGUUGCAAAGGAGGUGGCAGCAGUGCGAGGCCACCAGGCACUACCACUAGUAAAUCUGGUAAUGCACCGAGAUCUGGACCUGGCUCAUCAAGUAGUGAUCCAUUUGAGGCCCAUCAAGGAACAAGCAGGGCUGCACCAGCUGUAUCAGACCAGGCAAAAGUGAUAAGACGGCCACCAACAGUGAUUUGCUACAUAUGUGGCCGUGAGUAUGGAACAAAAUCUAUUAGUAUACAUGAGCCACAAUGCCUGAAAAAAUGGCACCAGGAUAAUGACAACCUCCCCAAGCACUUGAGAAGGCCAGAACCCAAAAAACCUGAAGUCAGAACCGUGCAAGCCAAAGGUUUCUAUGAUCUUGAUGCUUUAAAUGAGGCUGCCUGGACCAGCGCCCAAGCCCAGCUAGUUCCAUGUGAUAUUUGUGGGCGUACUUUUCUUCCAGACAGACUGAUUGUCCACCAGAGGUCCUGUAAACCAAAACCUGCAAAGUGAAGUGGAUGUAACACACAUGCAUACAAAUGUAUGUCUGCUCACACACACACAGACAGACACACACACACAUAUUUAUCCUAAGCUAAAUAAAGUGUGCGUGUGUGUGUGUGUGCACAUGCACCCAUGCCUUUCAGACAAACCAUGAGAGAAAUAAAAUUCAUACGGAGAGACAUGGUCACCAAAACGUUAUUGUGUAAUGAUAUCAUCUGCUCCAAAAGUCUCCAGAGUAAAAAGCAGCAGUUGCUACUAAAGUGUAAAGCCAAAUACAGAAAAUUACUUUGUUGAAAACAAAAUUUUGCUUCUCUUCUUUCAAAGACACUGUGGUUGGUGUAAAGACCUUUAGCCGAACUUGACUAACUAGAGAAACCAAGUAACUCCUUUAAGUUUGUUUCAGUUUUGUUUGGGUUUUCUAGUUUUUGGGGGUUUUUUUGUUUGGAGCACUCCACUGUUCACAUCCAUGUGUAACUGUAUCUCAUAAAGCCCUUGACUGCUGCAAGUGAAGCCUUCCCGUGUAAAGGCAUCCAGUCGUGUGGUAGAAGCAGACACAGGCUGUUUUUAAAAAAACACCUAGAAGCAUCCUAUUUUUGUUUAAGAAUGAUGCUGACCAUGUGAUUUAUCCUCAGCUCAGUAAACCCAUCAUGUCAAAAAAUUUGUAAGUCAGGGAAGCACAUCUUGGUCAUGAACUUUGUAAGAGAAAACAUUUUAAUGUCAAGACAAAAUGAGCAUGAUGUGCCAGAUGGCUGGCAAAAACCACCAUCCUGCCCCUCUGUACCAAAUGAGGCCAUCACAGAGACCCAGUUCUGAAAGACUGGGUAUUAUACAAGAAAGCCAUGGGGAAGGUGUUUGAAGGUGCUAUUUUGAAAAAUGCUGUUACCUCAUGUAGAGGAAUGAGUGCCAAAACACAUCAGUAUAGGAAUAGGCUAAACACGUGAAGGAAGCAAUACUCUCUUUUACAAGGUACAGCAGAGAGCAAUUAUUAUUUUACUUACUCUGAAGCAUUUUAUUAAGUGGUGAGGUUAUUCAAAAGGUAUGACAAAAUCCAGUACAAGUUGUGAACUAGCAAUCUGGGCUUCCUAAUAUCAUGAAAGAAACUGUACCAUGUAUGAGCUUAAGGCCUAGAGUUGUCUGCUAUGUAUUAUGUGAUUGAUGUGACUUUUCUCAGAGCAUUCACACUUACUAUUGUACUUACAAAUCAGAGGAGGCAAGUGCUUUCAUACACACUAAAAUGAAAUAUGGGUACCAACAACUUUUCUUUUCCAAGUGAUCAAGCUGUGUGAUUUGUGGAGUAAGUGAAACAAGAAGCAAUAUCUUUGUUCUGUUAUUAGAGAAAUGCUCCUGGCUCCAGCCCUGGCGGGCUGUUAAUUCAGACUGGAGAAGUACCAGCAUUCUUCGGUGAAAAUAAUUUCCAAAACAAUCAGUGGUACCUCAGCAGCCCUUUCAUCUUUGGAAUGAGGAUUGUAUAGUCUGAAGAUAGAUAUCUUCAGGAGUCAAAGGUUCAGUUUCUGUUCUACAGAACAAAGCUGUGUAAACCCUGCAGAUCUGUUCUUAGUGUCUCCAGUGUAAGAAGAGGUGCUGUCGGAGCUGGAACAGUGCCACCCCUCCUCCUUUUGGCUGGGAGAAGGCGCAUGUGGCCUGAGGAAAGAAGAACAGGGGCACUAGUUUGUGAUUGCUAGACUGGCUCCUAGGAGCUGCUGGCUGGCAACAUACACUGCAAGUCCCUGAGGCUUUUCUAAGUCACACCGAGUGCUGGCCCACUGACAAGUGGUUUGGUAAUUGGAGGAUUAUGGAUAUCAUAUGAUCUCACCUUUGUGUCCCCUCUUCUUCUUGGAAUACUCUCUUUUCUUAGACACAAUAAGCAUUUUUUGGUUACAUCUGCCUCACUGGGUCAUCAAGAUUCACUACAUCCACUUCAUGAGCAAAAACAUUUUUUAAAGAAAUUAAGCCUUUGCAUUGCAUAGUCCUGCAAUGUUUGGCAUUAAAAAUGCAGCUCUGCCUCUUGGUGGAAUGCAUAUAUUGGAGUGUCAUUCUGAAAGUUAGACUUAGUGUCUUGAUAUUUUAAAUCUGUCAGAGAUUUCACCCAGAACAAGUUUUCUGUAUUUCAUUGUCAGCUCUACACUUGUAUAUUUUUUGGUUUCUGGAAUUUUUUCACAAAAAGCAGUAAAAUCUGUCUGAUGAGCUGUAUGUUUAUGAAUAAUAAAAAAAGUACCAAUAUUAAGUGUACAUUGUGUCUUAUCCAGAAGUACUGUUGUAGGGGAACUCCUGAAGCCAUAAGCGUAGAGUAUGUUUUCCACAUCAUCUUUUAAAAAGGGAAAUGAGGAUCUGCCAAAUUAGGAGCUGUCUCCACUAGCUGGUGAUUGCUGCUGAGUUCUGAAUUCAUUGUGGGAUUUGAGAAAUGGUCAGCCUUACUACUCACAGAGUAAAGUCAGCAUUGGGCUGUGAGGACUGAUGGUGAGACCAGAGAAGAAGCUCAGCUGGAGCCAACAGCCCUCAGAAAAAUCUCAAGGGUUGUAGCAUUCCUUUCCCUCCACAACUUCAUGGGAACAAUGAUUUCCAAAAUAUGUAGAAAUAUAAAAAUCACUGACAUAGGAGUGCAUAUUGUUCCGUUUCAAACUGUCAUUCACAUCCCAAGGUUACUGUCACAAGCUUUUCUGCUGAGCUCACCAGUGCUGAUGUGUUUGCCAAUGAUGAUAGUGAGGUCAAAGCAAGCUUUGUUUACUGGGAGAAGCACGGAGAGUGCCUUCAUGGCUUGCUCUCAACAGAGUUAAAGUGAGAUCUUAUGAGCAUUGCAAUUAUUGCUUGGCAUGUAUAAUUUUGACUUUUUUUGCAGGAGAGGAAAAGGAAAUGAGAAAUUGAGCUACUUUGCUUCCUUUGUUUCUGUACUUUAGUGAUUUGUCAUUUAACCUUAUCUCAUCCACUGUUGGCUCAAUGUUAUUUCCAUCUGAAUCCCAUGUUUCCUACUGCCACAGCACAUUUAAAGAGCUGAAAAAUAUCUUCUGGUACUUCAAAACCAAUGACAUUUCAUCUAGUUUCCCACAAUUGUGCUGAUAGCAGCUAAAAAUAUUCCAGGACAAAAUAUACAGAAAGCCAGGACGUGGAUUGACAAGCAAAAUUUAAUCACAUUAAACAAAUGAGCAUGCACUUCCUGAUCAUAAAUAAAAGCCAUGACUUACAUUUUAGUUCAGCCAUUUGAACCUGCCAAUUUCAAAUUUAAAAACGAGGCAUUUUAUAAAAGCAAAUCAGAAGAUCAUAGUCAAGCCAGAAGCAUUUAACUGCAGACUUGAAAAAUUGGGCAUUAAUGAAAGAAUCCAUAACUGUAGUUAAGUAUUACAUGUAAAGUGUUAUAAUUUUUUGAGUUGGGAAUGUCAGAGUUACCAUACAAACUUCAAAAGGUCCUGUAUCUUUAAGGGCAGUAGUUAAAAAUGACUGAUAGGCUUGACCAAGACAGCUUCAUGGACCUUUUUUCUUAAAGACUACUAGGAGUGAAUAGACCACAACUUGAGGAACAAAAACAUUUGUAAAUGUAAUAUCAGUUUCUAAUUAAUAAUAGUGAACACUUAUAUGGAUCUGUGAAUUCUCUUUUCAGGCCACAGACCUAGAAAGCAUAUAGCACCAUGUAGAAAUUAUGUUUUCAGUAUUGACUAAUGACAAUUUGAAUGCUUAAGCUUUGGUCCAGGAUUUGCAAACAUGAUUUUUGAUCCUGUGCACACUGAAACAAAUCCUACAUUUAUUGUACUGUAUGUAUGUAUAUACUGUACCGUAUGAGUACAGAAUGACCACAUGUUAACACAUGUAUAUGUCUUAAUCCAGUUAGACUGUGCAGUUUUUUAUGGUGGAACACAAGCUUUCAAAGCUUAUGUUUGCUUAAUGAUAGAAUUUCAUAGUUCAGAAUUUUGGGUUUAUUACCCAGUUUAUGGAGCUGGUCCCUGAAGAAGGAAUUCUAGGUGGCCUUUUGACUGAAUGAGUAUUUUCAGUAGGGUCCUGUGAUUAGUUUUGCUUCACUGUCAGUGGGAAUAAGGCUUCUGAAAUCUGUAUUUCUGAACUGUGUCAACCACAGUGGGUACAAAUGAGUUUGCUGUAUCUGGAGACAUGCCACCCCUAGCAACAUGGUAGGAUUGUGCAAAAGCAGGAUUCAACAGGGGUGUGAAGUUCACCAAAAAACAAAAACUCAAGCCUGGAAAACCCUCCGAGAAGUUGCCUGAGGGACUGUCUAAAUUCUUGUGUGCUCUUUCUGUUUAUUCCUUGGUCAAUAACAUAACUGACAUACACAGUAUUGAUGACUCUGGAGCACGCAAGAAUGAGUUACUCCUCCUAAAUAUAUAUUUCUUGAAAAACUUCUGUAAUUUUCAGUUGAAGAAAAAAAUUUAUAGUCUUCACAGAGUUGAGAAGAAAGAGUUGACAACAGAGCAGGAAAUUGUACCUGACAAGAGAGACUCCAGGAGUCCAGACUGUUUAACUUCUCAAAAAUACCCAAACCAUUAGGUACCUCCCUGAUAGCCUGUACAUAUCCAGAUUAAAGAGACUUCUUUCCAGAAGAAAACACCUGAACAAUUUCCAAGCAGGAAUUUGUUACUAGUCAAACUCAGAAGUAAGAAACCCAUAACUUUCAAGCAGUUUACUGAGAUUUUCAGUAGAUUGUCUGUGGUGGGAUUUUUACAAACAAAAUUAAAAAAAAAAAAAAGUUAUGCAUAGGUAUAAUAUGAAUAAAUAUGAAUAAAUUUAGGCCAGCCUUGUAUUACAGUAUAGCAUGUAGAACUGGACUCUAAGAUAUUUCCAGAUGACCAUGAAAUAUAAUAAUUGAAAUAUAUUUUUCAGGACAGAAAACAGUUUGUAGGAGUCUAAGAAAAAUACUGCAAGUAACAGAAGCCUCUUUUCCACAGGCUUGUGUUCAUAUGUUAAAUCCCUGGGUUCUGAUGUCCCAUUGGCCCGUUGGCUCUGACCACCCCUGUUCAGCCCCCAUUUCUGUUUAUGCAUAUCCUCUAGAAUAUUCUCCCUUCCCUGAAUCCCCAUUGGUCCCAUUUCACUGCAUCACUCUGCCCUGUCAAUGCCCAAUGGCUCUCCCUAACCCCGCCUUUGCACCAUUUUGCCCUACUCCCAUUGCGCCCUAGCCCUCUGGACUGCCCAUCUUACCCCUUAUGUAAUCCUGGACCCUGAAGCCAUCCUGGUUCUUGUCCCUGGACUAUAUUUGAAGCUGUAUCCUGUUUUUCAAUAAACCAGCAUUAGGAUUUUCAAGCAAGAA